GAAACGUAUUAAUGUCUGAACAACUCUGAAGACAAAGAAACUCAACACGAUGAUGAUCGGAGAAGUAAACACACCAAAUCCCACUGUCCAUGUCCCUCCUUGGACCCUCUUCGAUGAUUCUGCAGCCGGGAUGCAAUUUCCCCUCCCUGUAAGCGGUGUCUCUAUGAACGCUAGCGGCAAUGCCAACGGGACCGUAGGUGGAGGGGGUGAUUACUGCCCUUUCAUUUUGGGCGACUCUCUGGCCUCUCUUCAACGUUAUCUCCCAUCGAAUGACGUCGAUGCUGACUCCGACAUACCGGGCCGUGAGUCCGAUAUGCCGAUUAACGCGCACACUUGUGACGAGUUCCGAAUGUACGAGUUCAAGGUCCGCCGCUGUGCACGUGGCCGUUCUCACGACUGGACAGAGUGCCCAUAUGCUCAUCCCGGCGAGAAAGCUCGCCGUCGUGACCCGCGUAAGUUCCACUACUCCGGCACUGCGUGCCCUGACUUCCGCAAGGGCAACUGCAAAAGGGGUGAUUCGUGCGAGUUUGCUCAUGGCGUAUUCGAAUGUUGGCUCCAUCCGGCGCGUUAUCGCACGCAGCCCUGUAAAGAUGGGACGAGUUGCCGCCGUCGGGUGUGCUUCUUUGCGCACACGCCCGAGCAGCUUAGAGUGUUGCCCCAGCAAAGUCCUAGAGCACCGGUUUCGCCCGAUUCAUACGAUGGAUCACCGCUUCGUCAGGCUCUGGAUUGUUACUUCCCCAAGGGUUCCCUGAUAUCUUCCCCAACUUCUACACUGAUUUCUCCUCCCGUGUCACCACCAUCGGAGUCUCCACCCAUGUCGCCCAACAGCCCGUCAUUCAGUCGGCUUUUGGGUUCCAACCCCAUCAAUGAUGUGCUGACGUCCAUGCGCCAGUUACAGCUCAGUAAAGUGAAGUCGGCACCCUCCUCCUGGGGUGUUCAGGUUGGUUCUGGAUUUGGUUCGCCUCGGGGUUCUUCUCUGCGACCGGGGUUCUUUAGUUUGCCUUCAACUCCCACUCGUACCCCGACUCGUUGUGGACUCGGGUACUUCGAUGCAUGGGAGAGAGGUACAACCGUUGAGGAGGAGCCAGCCAUGGAGAGGGUGGAGUCGGGGCGAGAUCUGCGGGCGAAGAUAUACGAGAAACUUAGCAAGGAGAAUUCGCUGGACCGAGUGGAAUCGCCGUCACCGGCCCCCGAUGUUGGGUGGGUGUCGGAGCUUGUGAAGUGAAUGCGGUUUUGAGCUCGGCGGUCCAUCUUACUUCUUUUGGUCAAUGAUUAAUAUUUUGCUUCAAUCCAUUUGGGUUCAUUCGGUUGCCCUAAUUUUUUAGAUUGUGAAUAUCGAGAAGAAUGUGGAGAAGAUGAACGAUGAAGUGAAGCAGCUGCUGCAGCAGUAACUGAAGAUUCCUGUAAAUAUUUCAGAGGAAGCUCUGUCCUGGGUAUUCUGAGAAUGGUCAGAAAGAACUUUGAAGAAAAAAAAAUCUCCAAGUUGUAUAGAGAAGUAUUUGUUAGGGCUGCCGGAGACGGGUAGCGUUUGAUUAUGAAUCAUCUCUUUUUUGCUAUUUUUAAUCCUUACUUGCGAUUUCUUUUGGUUAUUCCUCAAUCCUGAUUCAGAUAUCUGUAAUCUGAAACUGUUAUGUUCUUAUGUUAAAGCCAUUAAUGUAAUAUAAUAUUUUUUGCCACUCGA
Nelumbo nucifera (sacred lotus) is the source of this 1681-nucleotide messenger RNA. RefSeq names its product zinc finger CCCH domain-containing protein 20. NCBI's taxonomy places the organism in Eukaryota, Viridiplantae, Streptophyta, Magnoliopsida, Proteales, Nelumbonaceae. Gene Ontology annotation, molecular function: metal ion binding. The record is from RefSeq and is a predicted model, not a curated record.